AUGAUCGGCAGCCUCUCUGCUGACCUGCCAUCACACACUGAUCAUCCCGCUUCAUUGUCUCUUUCCCUGGUACGACUCUUCAGCAACAUGAGCUCCUCGUCUGCCAACCUUCACAGCAAACUUCUGCCCUGUGAGUUUUUUUUUUUCAAACUUUUACAUCUUUUCAAGAAAUCAUUGUUGUCGUUCAGACAGACAUUAUCAGUGUUUGGGAGAAGUGUGUUAAAUUUUAACUGCUUUUAUUUUUUUAACUCAGAGAAAGAAGAGAGAGGAGGGAAUUGAAUACCAAAUUUGGUCAUCUGAAGUAAACCACACACACCAUUUGAGCUUUAAGGGAAAGAAACAGAGAAAUAGUAGUGUAGUGUAGACCUUGUGUACGGAGAAAUAGACACGGUAAAGGCGACUUUUCAUCAAUUUUACACUUGAAACUAAAGGACACGUCACCUUAAAUCACAGUUUUUGUCUAUGUCAGAUGAGAUAUUGUCAAAUUACUUUCAAGGUAAUAAAAGAAAGUUAGGGAUGAGCCUUUUCUUUCUUAUAAUGGGAAUAAAAAUAUUCUAAGCUUCCUCACUUAAGGGAAAUUAUACCGUGUGUGUUUGUUUGUGAAUGUGACUGUGUGUCAGGUGCGAUGCAGAAGCUGCUCUGACAGCUUAGCCAGUGUGUUCAAAAGCUGCUGUUGGGUUGAUGUUGCCUAAAGUGACGAGUCCAAGUGCUGUGCCAGCCGAAAAUCAGUCAGGAAUGUUGAAUCAUCAGCCUGAGUAAUGCUUGCUAAUACCAAGCCAACAGGUCAUGCUCUCAUACACAGGAACAGGGACACAUUCCCACACACACACACACACACACACACACACACACACACACACACACACACACACACACACACACACACACACACACACACACACACACACACACACACACACACACACACGACUGCAUGCACACUAAGCAGGAUUGGAUUGGGGCCAAGCUCCAGACAAAGAUCUCUUAUUUCUAAUGGGAUUGUGCCUGUAGAUCUGAUCAGGGGUCUGCUUACUGCAGCAGGGUCUGCAGCUUGUUCCACAAACACACAAACCCGGAUUGGACAUGCUGCACACAGACCUGAAAGUGAAUUAGUCUCAGUGAGAUCAGUGUGUGAUUCCAUGAGGCUAAAAAGGAUCAGGGCUGGAACUCAGGAGAAGACACCAUCCAUCUGUUGCUCGGCCUGCAGCCUCAGUUCCUCCACAGUCCUCUCUGUCUCAGUGCGGUUACUGUGGGAAUGAGUGUGGCACAUCCGUGUGCUGUGGAGUGACAGGCCGACCAGCUGUGGAGACCGUGUUACAGACAUCUUGUGUGGGAUGAAGAAGGAACUGUUUCUUUGUGGAGUCCCUUUAGAUGUGACCCAGAUAGGACUGAGGAGAAGGUUCUCUUUGAAAAUUAAAUCAGGGAAGUCAAGACCCAUAUCAUGUGUGGUCUUUAGCAUGUUGUGCACAGUUUGUAUGAGAUACAUAAAGAGGGAGAAGGCAGCAAACGCGAACGUAGACAUCUGUCCAGGAUGCACCGUGGAGUAAGUGAGAUGCUAAACUUAUUUGGAGUCUAGAUCAUAUUAGCAGGUUAAUGGUGAUUGGAACAACCAAAUUGCUGGGCCCAAGACGAAGUUAUGCAGGUGAGAUGGAGGCAGUUUUGAGCUUAUCAGACACCUGCAAUGAUCCCACCACAUCGAUACAUGUGUUUAAAUGUUAAAGAGAGGUGCACAAUGCACAAUACAACGCUGCAAUUUAAUUGAUAAUUUGAAUAUCCACACAUGCUGAUUUUGAUCAGUCAGAAACUAAUGUUAAUAUAUGAAAUGUUUUUUUUGCACAUCCAAAAGGACCCACAUAGUCAGUCUCAAUUAACACAGCCAAACAUUUGAAGUGAAACAACAAAUGAUAUAUAAAUAACAAAUGAUAAUAUUCUCAAUGAGGACUUGACCCACACUCAGGCAGUGGAAACUCAGCUCAGAUACUUCUUCGGUUGCUCAGACUUGACCUCUGAGCUUUGAAACUUGACCUAGAUUCAAGGUUUGGUGACUUGACUUCAACACUGGCUGCAUGUUUACAUAUUUUCAGCUUCGAGUCACUAUUUCUCGAUAGACGCUUUGCCUCCAUGCUCCACCUGUUGUCAGAUGUAAAGUCAGAGUACUGCCUUUACUGGAGCGCUGACAUAUUGAGCAAGUGCAUCCAAGAUAUAGGCAGAAGAAAUCAUGGCUGAUAGAGCCACAGGACUGAUGUCACACUCCAAAUCUGCUAACAAAAACACACAUUAACCUCAGAGAUUACUUUUCAAAGAUCCCUCUGGUUUGAGCAAAUACCCCAUCUGAUGAAAAUGAACUCUUGCAUACAAUUUAAAUUUGAACAGAAGUCAAAUUUAUUUGACAUACAGCAGCCAGUCACCAGGGGGAGCUCUAAAAGAUCUGCAUCCACUUAAGAUAAGAUGGAAUAAUAUUUAUUCAUUUUAUUACUGUAGACAUGACCACUUCCUGCAGUCAAAACCAGCGAUUUCCUAUGAAAAAAAAACCCCAGUAAGAAUGACUUCAAAAUCUGCCCAUUAAAGCUCUUGUUAGGAGUUUUCUGCAGUUCAUAAAACAGACUGAGUUUCAUAUAAUUACCUUUUCAUGAUAUCCAAAAACCAUCAGCAACAUGGUCGACUACUUUUAUUCUAUUGUAAUUUUCAAUGGCUGAAAGAGGUGUGAGGGGGUAGGUAUCAGCCGAUGAACUGAAGAAACAAAGCCCCUGUGGACAAAGCAGAGACUGCUUUGUCCACAGGUGGCGCCAAAGUUAAAGUUGUCCUUACAGGACCUUUCACAAUGUUUUUGUGAGUAUAUCUGAUUGACCACGGCAAACAAAAUAAAAUCCUGUCAUCUCUCGAAGAACAAGUCAGUUUAACGAAACUUCAGUUGUCGGCUGAGUAAUAAGAGGCACUGUUGUGGUCUGAUUAUUGGGCCAACUGAAUAAACAGAACUUCCACAGACUAUCACUCUGAGUGUCGGAUCAAACUUUUCUAGGUCAAGGGGACUCUGGGUACAGCCUUGUUAAUGGAAAGCACUUUAACAGAGAAAUUUGACAGUUUGUUGGUAGUUGCAAGAUGCUCAUUUUUGCACCUGAAGAUCUAAUUCCAGUAACGUUUGUUUUGAAAGAUAUUGUCAGGCGACACGUUUUCUCUGUAAACUUUCAGACGUUGACCCUGACUGAAUUGAAAUUUCCGGAUAUUUAAUUGCCCUGCAGCAGAAAAAAAGUGUUAAUUCUGUGGUAUGCUCAUCCAGAAACAACAGGAAUGCUAAGAGGAUCAUUGCUUUUCAAUGUGAAUCAAGCUCACAUGGUGCAAGUACACAGAUUAGUCUGCUCUGUGGCAUGUUAGUUUUUGGAGUUGAUUACUAUUGUGUGAUUAUAACAGUCUUGCACUGACGGCUGGAUAAGAUUCCCAUCAAUUCAGCAGUCUGAGCUGUGAGCCCUGGGGAAACAGACCAGCUCCUUUGAUUAGUUCUUGAACAAAUCCAUCCUCUCUCUGUUCAGUGGAACCCUCUGAGUAGAGGCACCGAAAACCCCUCCAGGCAUACGCUGAGAGUUCAGAGCCCAUCACUGAAAUACAGAGCACAUGACCACGCUCCUUUAUGUGUAAAACAUGUAGCACAAGAAUAGAAUCGCUGCAGUUUCUAAGCUACAUAGAUAUUUUGAUUAAUUUCCACUUGAAUGUUUGGUGUGUAACCAGUCUUCCCUCUGUUACUCAGUUUUAAUGUCACAUGAAAAGUAUAUUGUGUUACCCUCUGCCAAGCAUUAAAUGACCGAAGAGGAAAAAGUUAAGGACCAGAUAGCAGCAAAAAAAGAGAUUAAAAAAAAGGUUAAAAAAAAGUCAUCACCAAUUGGGCGUAGCAUUCAGAAGAUUCAAAAUGACCUCACAAAACAUCUCUGAGGACUUUUUCAUUGGUUAAUGACGUUUGGUGGCCUCAUAUAACCCAGUUUAACUUUGCCCAACUCCAGCUUGAGGGUCUAAAAGCUCAGAAGUGGAAAGAAAAAAAAAACCUUGUUUGUCAUUCCCAGAAAUGUAUUUCAAAGAUAGAUCGCUUGAGCUGUUCCAACUUACAUUUAAGACCGAUUGAAUUAGGAAUUGAAAAUAAAAUACAAAGAUAAAAAGUUGAUGAGAAGUUCUAUUUUAUAGCUGUGUUGUAUGAGCCUCAGUUCAGUAAAGGACACAAAAGUUGGGUUUAUUGUUGGAACUUAUGGUUACACACAAGAUGAGAUAAACAGAAUCCAGCUCUAAUGUAAUAAGACACACUGGGUCACAUGCAUGCCCCCGCAUUUAGCAAUGGAGUACACACAUAAUGCCAAAAGCAAUAUACCAACAACUUCACACAAAAACUACACAGCAUACUGCCCGCUCAUGUUGUUAAAAGCAUAUAAAUACCACCACUCUCUGCAUCAUAUGACUUACCAGACAACUGCUUUAGGUCCAGGCUACAACUGGCCAAGCUGGCCUGUUGUCCUAUCCGGGUCAGAUUAAAGCUCAACUAAGAAGUUUUUUUGGGAUAUUUAGCAAAUGAACUAAAAUUGAUAUUGGGGCCUUUUUCGUGAUAUCCAAAAGCAAACAAGACCAUCACGUUGUAAACUGUAUUUUUUUAUGCUUGAAACCGGUGUGAGGGGGUAGGUAUUGACCAAGGAGCUCAGGAAAAAGCAAGAUUUUUGCAAAAUUUACAUAGACUAUUUAUGAUCAACGAUAAAUUUGACUGUCAAAAGUCUGAAGAAUGAGACAUGAGCACAUGAGCUCUAAUUGUAAUAAUAUGCACCGUAUUUUGGUGUAUAAGGCGCACUUAAAAUCCUUAAAUUUUCUCAAAAAUCGACAGUGCACCUGAUGUAUGAUUACUUGUUGUGCUUACUGACCAAUUUUAUGUGGUACGAUGCGCUCAAAAAUCUGUCGAAAUGUGUAAGUACGACUUUGAUAAGCAACAAAGCCGCUCUGUUCAAUGGAUAUUCGGAGCAUAACGGUCCACUCUGUCACUACCUGAUCGGCCCCGUAACAGGACCCCUGAGCAGUCUACAAGACUACCUGACUAUAAUGUCUAAACUAGAAGUGCAUUCAUGUAAGGCAACCCAGAGUACGUGCUAGUAACAAUAAACCAAUCGAUGCUUAAAGCACCUUACAAUCCAGUGUGCAUUAUGAGUGAACAUAGACAUGUUAAUUCACAGUGCGCUGUAUUAUCCGGUGCACCUUAUUGCCCUAAAAAUACGGUAUAUUUAUUGCUAAUGCAGUUAUUAGAAUAUAAUUUUUACCACGUGCGAAAUGUAUUUUGUUGCUAACUGGUGAGCUCCAGUAUUUUGUAAUCUGAAGAGCGGCAAUAUAUUUUGGACCACUUUGGUAUCAUUAGUGAGCUUUCCACUCAAGGGCUACUUUGACAUUUUGUUUUCAGACAUCUAAGUAGGAAAUAAACGAAUGAAUAAAUAAAUAAAUAAAAAUACAGCACAUAAACCCUAAGACCAACUCAAACCGAUGCCAUACUUGGUAUUACUGGUAAAGUAUGUUAUCUUGGACACAGCGAUUAACAAUUAACAUACCUUAGCUUCAGCAAGCAGAGGAGAAGAAUCUGACAGUGUUGAGUUCAGAUAAACAUUCCCACUGUGGAAAGAGAUUGAAACCACCCUGGCAAAUGAGUGGAGAGGCUGUGCUGCUUUCCCAGACAACUGUGUGAAUGUUGAAGUGGUUACCAUGAGAGAAGUGGUGUGUGAAGGCUGAAUGGUGGGAGAACAGCUUGUCUGUUUGUCUAUUUGUCUUGCACUCUCAUUAAAACAUCUUUAGACAGAGAAAACACUGGACCAGCUUUGCCCAUAUGAUUUAAAAUUUCAGUAUAAAAAAAAUAGAUAAAAUUUUCUUUUUCCUGUUUGUGCUUGACAUGAUUUACUAACACAGUUCAGGUCUUUUGCUUAAAUGUUAUUCCAAAGAUGAUAUUUUUACCCUCUGGAUUACAACAGGAUUUGUGUUUCACAAAACCACGUGAGCCAGCUGGUGACACUGAAUGUGUUGAUUAGAACUCAUGACAGUGUGAUUGUGGGUAAUGAAGGGCAGUGGGACAGGAUGUUGACCGACAAACAGUCCUAUUGUCAAGAGAGCAGGAAAGAAAGGGCUAACACUGAUGUCACUGGUGUCCAGACGGACUGGCCUGACGGUGCUGGACACUGCUUUGUCCCGGCAAAACAACUAGAUCGUAUACACAAAUGAAAACACACACACACGCACGCAUGCACGCACGCACGCACGCAAGCGCUGAAAUGUAGACCAGACAGAUGCACAAACACACAUCAACAGCUGCUAUAAAUAAUUGAACAUCCUUGCAACUGGAACCCAGUAAGUGGCGGCUUUUUGUGGAGAAAAUCGGGAGCCAGGGAAACCAAAAAUAAAUGUGUGAGACAGAGAGAGUGGUCCAUUUUAUAAGCUUGGCCAGUGUCCACCUUUCUAGUCCACUUUAGAGCAAAGUGUUUUCCAAAGAUAUCAGCAAGAAAUGUCAGUGCUUUGAGCCAGCAGUGGACUAAAUAAAAGAGGAAAGGAUGACCCUGGAGGAACAGAUCUUGCUGUUACAACAGUAUGAAUCUCUUACCUGUGGCCUGCAGGAAGACAGCUUUAAUUACUAGAACAGCCACAGCAAAGAGACCGAUCCACUAAAGACCAGCUGGAGCAUGUUAACAGCCUGCUGCUGCUGUUUGGGUCAAUGUUUAGCUGGAGGAUAUGAAAGAAACUCCUGGUCAAAAUAACAAGACAUCCUCUUGAACUAAUUAUCCUGUGCAGAGUUCCUUCUCUGUGUGUGUGUGUGCUCAAACUUGACAACCAACACCUUCAGCAGUUUCUCUAUGGACUUUAUUCUGAGGACAUCCUCCUCUUCAUUUUUAGCCUUUUUGCAAGUGUUUCUGUCCUGUCUGACCUUUCCCUUCUUGUUCCAUUAGCAAGUUUUUUGCUGUGUUUACAGCCACUCACUUCAUCCUUGUUGUACUCUUUAGGACAACCAGAAUGAAGAUUGGUGUUAAUUGGCCCCAAAAUCUUGAAAUAUAUUUCUUUAACUAUAGUUCAGGCAGUUCAAGCAGUUCAGGAGGUAGAGCAGUCGUCCAAUAACUGAAAGGUUGGCGGUUUGAUUCCCCCCUAUCCCUAGUCUGUCUGUUGUGUCCUUGGGCAAGACACUAAACCCACCUUGCUCCCCCUGUGUGUUCCACACUGGUAUAUAAAUGUGAGUGUUGUGUGGUGGUGGUUGGGGAGGCCGUAGGUGCAAACUGGCAGCUAUGUUUCCGUCAGUCGGCCCCAGGGCAGCUGUGACUAUUGAGGUAAUUUACCACCACCAAGGUGUGACUUUGUGAGUGAAUGAAUGAUGUAUCCAAUGGAAAGCGCUUGAGGGUCUCUGAUAAAGUGCUAUAUGAAAUCUGAGGCAUUAUUAUUAACUGCAGAGCUUUAAUUGACUGAUCUGAAGACAAAAUCAAACAAAUAUAUUUGUGCAAUAUCAUGGUCAUAACCAGAAUAAAAAAAAAAGACGUAACCUUGAACAUACUGAUGAGUUCACAUUAUUUAUAUACAGUGUGCUCUCAGGAAGAAGGAUCGUUUUAUUGACCAUUGCUGCAUCACUAGACAAAAACUUUCUUUGGGAUGAAAAAAAGGCGUAGAGAAAUUUCUUUGCAGUUUUUCUCUCAUCAAUCAGCUUUAAAACUGAGAAGACCUCAUAUAUUAUUGAUUACAGCUCAGUUACCAUGGCACUUGGUACAACCAGAUCAAACACCCAAAAUGAGUCACAUUGAACACUAUUUUAUUUAUUUUAGGCCUUUCUCAUGUCUUAAUCGAUCAAUUCUUCAUUUUUUUAUAAGGUAUUUGCCUAUGCUCUCUCACACACAUCACAAACACGUGCAAGAUGUUUGUGUAUUUUAAUAACGUUUCGACUGACAUUAAAGCAAUUUCUCCUGACAGUCUGGUAUUUCAUAGUGGGAUGGCUAAGUGAGCACAUGGAUGUGUGAGCCACCACUAGAGCCGUUUAACAGCAAUGACUUCAUGGGUUUGUAUAAGGAAACCACCUCUCAGAAAAAUCCUUCUCUUGGCUCAGAUAAAUGGACUCAAACUGAGAGUCUGGCAGACAGCUCUAUAAUCUCAGCAGAGAAGGAAACGAUGGUUUCCACUGGGAGGGUUUCUGUUUAACUACUGUUUACUGAGGGGUUACAGCCAGAGCAGCUCCUCCAUGUAACAAGUGUAAAAACAACUGGAUGGUCUGGAGAGGCACUUUUCUCUGCUCCGAUCCUGACCUUCCCUUUCCUGUCACUGGGGAGUCUAUCAGCUCACAUUUUUUGUUUGGGCAGUGAGGAGAUAAUGGCAGCCUGUGGGUGACACUGAGCCCUCCCACCCUGUUAUUUAGCCUCCAGAUCAAUUUGUCAAUUCAGCUUCUUGCUUCUUGAAUGGCUUUUUAGGGUCCCAUCUUUUUAUCUUGCAAACCUAAUUCUUUGCAUUUGUGUUUUCUUUUUUAAGGAAAGGUAAGGUUAGGUAGAUUUUAUUGAUCUUGCAUGGGGGAAACUAUUUCACCACCAGGACAGGAAGACUCAUACAGACAACAAACAGCACGGAGAAAUCAGAAAGACAUAGACUAACGAAACACAGUUAAGUGGAACAAUAAAAGAUGAGGACAUAAUUAAAUACAACAAAAGAUAAAAAUGAAUAAAUACCAAAAUAAAUACCUCUAUAAACUAUGCAGCAGUUCCAAGUCAGACCGUAGCACAUACUACUAAAAAAUCUCACUCAACAAAGGACUUUCUCAGUCGUUCAGUGGAGCGCCGAGGCAUCACAAGUCGCUCACUCAUUGAGAUUUCAAGACCUUUAAAGAAAUAAUGCAAUAUAUGAUCUUUGUAGCCCAGGAUUAUUUUUAAUUUAGACCUACAAGACGGACUCAAUCCCCCCAAAAAUCCAAUCGCACCAAGAGUAACAGAGUAAUGAAGAAUUUCUGUAUCAUCAUAGGACAGAUGAUCUGCCAGCAGCUGUGCAAGGUUCUUCCAGGAAGUCUGACUCAUCAUGACACAGUUUUCACAGAAAAUUAAAGGAAAAAAAAGUCUGGCAAAUAAAAAAGCAAUUAAAGAAAAACAAACUGCAGCAAAAGAUGUAACCCCUCUAAAGAAAAAGAAGUGAAUUUACUGUGUGUAUUUCCAAAAAAAUUCCUGUACAUGGCAUCAUGAGUGCUGUCUUUCCAUCUCUGUCUUUGUCCCUCUGUGAAUGGGCUCUUUCUUCUUCCUCUGCUGCCCCCUGAGCAGAGGGUCUGGAUUUGUCUUUAUGUGGGGAGGCAGAGUGGCACGCACACACGUCCGGUCCACUCUGUCGGUCUGUUUCAGUCACUCUGCAUGUCCAGCUGGUCCGGAGCCGUGACCUUUGACCUUUCUUCUCACGAGUUUCUGUGCACUUGGAAGACGACAGACAGGAAGGAAGGAAGGGGGACAGGACAGAGAUGGAGAAAGAGGGACAUAUGAAAAGAGAGAGAGAGAGACAGGGAGGACACCAGAGAAACAGAAAAACAGAUUAAAAAUACAAAAGGAAACUCAGAAAAAGAAGAAAAAAGGAGCGCAGAGACGGAGGGAGAGUGACAGAAAAGAGAUUGAGAGAAAAGCAAAAAAAAAAAGGACAAGUGAAAGAGACUGAAAAAGUCCAAGAGAAAUAGAAAAGAGAAAGACAGAAAAGAGAAUGAGAGACAGAAUGAGGACAGAAAGAAAUAUAGCAAGUAGAAAAUAAAGAAGUAAAUAAACAUCAGAGAGAGGGUGGAAUAAACAACCUGCAGGCAGGCGUGUGACCUCUCUUUCUUUACUUUCUCUCUUUCCUUUUCUCACUUGAGUGUCCACAGGCCCUCGGGUCAUCUCGUGGUAUGAAACUAAAGACUGUGGGUUGUGAUGGAGUUGCAGCGCACAAGGACAUGUGAGCUCAUCAGCUGUGGACACUUUGUUCGGGCUUUUCUUGCGACAGAGGAUUUUCCCCAUGUGAGCCGCUGUGCUAAUCAGAGGUCAGGGGGGUCGUCCGUGGCCAGGGUUGUCGAAUCAAUCAAGGUGAUUCAGUGGAAAAAAAGAACUGGAUAGGGAGGCUCAAUCAAUGUGAGGAUAUACAUCUGUUAGCUAACCUUUAGCUUCUCUGCUCGGGCCUCUGCCUUUAAGUAGAAACAAUCAAUGCUGUGAUCAAUCACUGUUUAACUGAGUGGAGAAAAAAAAACAAAGCAAAACAGGAGAAGCAUUUUGUUUAAACCUGAACUUUCAAAUUUUCAAGGAGACAUUUGUGAUCCAAACAUGCUUUUUCAUGUCAUUGAAUCAGAGAGAAAAGAAUAGAAAAUCUCCAUCUGAUUCAAACCCAGUGGUCUGUUUGACAUGAUGUCCUCUGCUGGUCACAUGAGAGCCUUUUUAUCCCACACACAUGUCAAGAGGGCAGCUGCUGAUAGUUACUGACAUCCUGCUUUGUCAGCGCAGCUCCUUUCAUACGUCUGAUUGUGUAACGUUUCAAGAAGCAGAAAGCAUCAUAGGGUCACGACCAGAGGUGUCUACACUUCAAAACGCUGCAACAUAAAAACAGUCAUGAAGAUGACUGACACAAGAGUAUGUAAUCAUACCUCUUUUUUUUAUUUGAAAAAGAGAUAUGAUGUCUUUUAUUUAUUUGACUCAUAAACUUGAGACAGUGCUUCAGGACUGCUGUAGAAGUGCACCAGAAAGAAGAGAUAGUGCAAUGUGACCUUGCAGGUUUAAAGAUUUGGAACAAAGUCUGUGUUGCAACCUACAGCUGUGGUUUCAAAGAUGAGCAAUGCAGCUUAGAGUCUCCUUUGAUGGGCUGAUCUGAUGGGAACAGAGUUUAAAGGGGGUGAGCCUCUGGAAACUGCUCACUCUUCAAGAUUCUGUAAUCAUUUGAGGUAAUCACUCCUGGUCUUAUCAUGCAACCUGGGUCUCAAAUAGACAGCUUUGAACUGCCUUAACUCUUUGUAGGGUUUCAUGUGAUGGUGAUCAGAUCUCACUUACAAGCUCUAAAUGCAGAAAAAAGCUCAGAACCUCAUUCACUGUCAUUUGCCUUUACAAUACAUGAGACAAAAGAGGUGAUGCUGACUUGUAGCUUAGCUUGUAGCAGAAAUGCAGCAGAAAGAGUACAGGACAUGUGGCCCAGGACACGUAAGCGUACCCCGUGCUGGACUCAGACUAACUCUCUAUGACCUUAGUGAUUGAACCUCAUUCCCUCUCAGUGCAUUAAUACCACCUACAACAGGGUAGUUGUUGUUGGAGCAUAAAGUAGAACUGUUCUUAUAUGAUAAUGAUUAAAAAAUGAAUGAUAAAUAAAAAGAUAGAUAGAUAGAUAAUGAGAUGAGGUAGUAAAAAGCGAUCAAAGUAUUACAGAGAGAUUUAUCAUAUAACAGAGGAGGUUGAGAGGAGCAUUAAAGUUUCGCUUGACUUCCAGGAAGGCCAGGUGACGUGUCAAUCAGAUUAAUGCCUCUGCCAAUGAGGUUAUGUUUAUAGUUGUUAUGUUUGUCAGCAGCAAGAGUACGGAUCAACUACUGACCCGGUUUCUUGAUUUAGAUGGAACAGAACAAGCUCUUCUUCGAGGAGCCUACUGAUAGACACAGUGUUGUGCGCACAGGUUUGUGUAUCAUGUUGGCCUUGGAACAGAUUUUGUCUGAAAGUGCUGAUUAAGUAGUUCUUCUGACGGGCUGGACAACAACAUGACUACUAUGUUUUGAAGUCCCAAGAUGAGUAACUAUGUGUUUGUCGAAGUCACAUCAUGUACAGAAGCGUGUUAUCAUCAUGGAUGGUGCGUGCACUGACAAAAUGUAAUUGUCUGAACAUACAAAGUUGACGACAUUGAACAGAUUAUACUGUUCCCAUUCUGUAUUCCUGCUUUUGUCUUUGUACACAUACUGUAAGCCCCUUGGUGCUGUCAGCAGGUCCAGCUUCAGGCUAUGAGUUGUCCUCCUCUUCUGUUCCCUCCAAAGCUGUCUGCCUAUCUGAUCCCAGAGCCAGUGAGGUCAGAGCACCCAGGAGGCAGGCUGUCAAACAGGCCAGAGCAGAGCUAAAGUGACAGGCGUGUGUCCUUCUGUCCACACAGACAUGUGUCUGGUGGGGAGUAACUGCGCUGAUGCUGCACUCCUAAGAAGGCAGCCUGGAACUGCUUUUAGGUAACAUCCAUGUCAUUGAGGUUUAGAGUAUAAUCUAGUAUUGUAUCUUAAAUUGUUUUUAUGGGAGUCCCCUGUACUGUUGAAGAAAACAGAGAAUCCCUGGUGUCUCUCUCUUUCCUGGUUUUGUCAACAUCCUGAGCUGAAUGUUUUUCAGUUACCCAGUGGUCUAUUUUUAGAGCCUCAGUGACUAUUGCUCUCAGCAGACCAGAUAAUCUUCACAUUAUUCCCUGUUUAGUCAGGGCUUCAAGGCUUCAUCCAAUUACCUCAAUCCCUGCCUACAGGUUGUAGUAGCUCUGGAAGGAAGACAUUGUAAAAAAAAAAAAAAGAAAGUACAACCUUUUAGCUCUAUUAACAAACAGCACUCCACUUAAUAAAGACAACAACCUUUGUCAGAGCAAACUCAGAGGGUGUGCGAAAGAUGCAGGUGCUAUUUUUAAAAAUCAUUUUAAAGUAUAACGCCUGUUUUUGAUUAGAUAAAUAUACACCACAAAGACAUGUGCUCACUACUAUUCACAACAAUUUUAAUGUGUGAAACUAACAAGCUCUUUGAGAGCUAGCUUGGUAAGCUAGUUUUGCUAACUAGUCCAUAAUCUGAGCCUGUCUGGACCUCUUUGUUUUCUUUUUGCUAUAAGCUUCGCUGUAACAGGCUGCUGGCUUGUGCUCAUCUUCCAUGGGUCUUAAUCAUCAUGGGGAUGAUGCUUUGGGGAUAAAUAGCAUAGUUCCCACGAGGUUAUUUGAGGCUGACAAGCUAGCACGUAGUUUUCACAUUAUCUAUUGCAGUGUAGUUUCAGGUACGCUCUCCACUUUGAUCCUCAGUUGACCUGAUCUUGUAUCUACCAUCCUAAAUCAUUUUUCAAAAUCUUCUAUCCAGUCUGUCAAACUGUUUGUCACUACUGAGUGUAUUCUUUUCAACCAAUCAUUAAUUUUCUUUUAUUGUGUUUUUCACCAAUGAAAUUUUAUGUUUUUGUAAAGCGCUUUGUUACCUGAUUUUGAAAAGUGCUACAUAAAUAAACAUUAUUAUUAUUAUUCAUUUUACUAUUAUUAUUGAUUUAUAAAAAGCAUGGAAAAGCACGAAUUCCUUUUGCUUUUGGAUUUCAUCUUUUAAAGGAGUUUAGAAAAUUCACAGAGUUCUGACAGCGUCUUGUCAUUUCUGUUGCACGCGCUGUCUCUCACUCUUAUUUACUGGGUCCAGUAUCUGCCCAUGGGCUCAUCCUUUUGUAGUCUCACAGCAGCUCAGCCUUCCACUUACACACACUGCAGAUGCACUCAGCUGUAUUUACAGGAAUGCUGAUGAAGGUGGAAAAUGGGAUCAUACGGUAUCUUACUGUAAACAAGAUUAACUUGGUAAAGACCUGACAGCUUGCUUUUGGGGAUCAAUUUGUGAAUCAGAGCCGACUUAAUAAAGUAUGGGCAGGUACAGUAAGUAUGUUCUUAAAGUUUAUUUAGAUAAAAAAUAUGUGUUUGCUUAUCGUUUUUUUAAUCAGCUGAGUGUCAGUGGUCAUAUUACUACCAAUACACCUUUCCUUUACAGCAACAAAUGUGACUUAUAACUUUGUCUCUUGUUUGGUGUCAAAACAUGAUUGAGUCUAUAGAAAGGGAAAUUAUUCCUCCAUGACUUUCACUUACAGCUCAAUAUCUCCCUCUUCUGGCAACUUACAUCUGUCCUCUUUUGUGACUGUGAAUACCUCAUUAUACAAUAUGAGUUAGCCUAACCUCAUGGUAUACACAACUCCAAUCUAAAUCAUCUAGUUUUUUUUUUCAAAUGAUAGUCAAGAUAUCAGGGGUAAAUCUGUACCUGAGCUCCGAUCUAACUUCUCGUCCUUGUCCUAUGGAUUUCCAGCUGAGACGGAACGUGGCCAGAGACAUCCAGAUGUAGACGCUCCACAGCAACUCAAGAUGAGAGAGAGACAGCGUUUCUUUGAGGAGGUCUUCCAGCACGAUGUGGACGUCUACCUGUCUUCAGCACACCUUUGUAUCAGAGAUUAUAAGAGACGUAAGCCUGACUAAUAUUAAUUUUAAUGAAUGAUGAAAAAAAACAACAUUUGUUUUGCACUGAACUGUACUACUUCUCCCUCUCCCACAGCUCCAAUCGGCAGCAUUUCAUCUAUGGAGGUGAAUGUGGACUUGCUGGACCAGAUGGAGCUGGUUGACAUCUCUGACCAGGAUGCUUUGGAUGUUUUCUUCAGCUCCGGGGGAGAAGACGGAGCUCUAACCUCUCCACUGCCUCAUGGUAACAAUACCAGAUACAAACAAAGAUUAGAAAACACACUGCAGGGUCACGUCUUUCUCAAUAAUUUCUAUCUUGUCUACAGUUCAAGGAAACAACAACAAUGAGGAGGUCAUCAGUAAUGGACUCUUUCGACAUGUCCUUGAGGGCCUCGAUGCCAAGCCUCGCCUGUCCUCUACAUCCUCAAACUCAUCUUACGACAGUCAGGCCACCAGUGCUAACGGGGCAAGCACUCCUGUGGAUAGGUCUGAUGAUGAUGAAGAAACACACACCAGCACACUUAAACGAAGAGACAAGGGGAAGAGUCAGACUCCAUCAACAUCCUCGUAG
Xyrichtys novacula (pearly razorfish) is the source of this 14699-nucleotide messenger RNA. Lineage: Eukaryota; Metazoa; Chordata; Actinopteri; Labriformes; Labridae. The record is from the annotation of a GenBank genome assembly.